AUGGUGGCCUCACCAAACUCAUCGCUUGCGGGCUCUCUGCUGCUCACUGCGGCCAACAUCCUCGUCCCGCUGUCGAUUCUCGUCUUUGCCACUGGUUUCUUUCCGUACAAGCCCUUUCUUUCUGGGUUGGCCGAAUAUGAGCCUCUCGAAUAUGGACCUCCGCCCAAGGCCCCCUUUGAUAGACUUCUGCUUGCUUCACUCUCUCAUGCCAGAGUCCCGUAUAGCCUCAUCCGCGAAGGCGGCGCCAUUCCCUUCACGGCCAAUGCUCGGUCUCCGACAGUGACGAUGCCUCGGAUCAAGGCCAUCACCACGGGAUCUAUCCCCUCCUUUGUCGACCUUAUCCUCAACUUUGACGAAGCCGACACCUCUUCCACAUUGGCCGCCCAAGACACCUGGCUGUCCCAGCUCAAGGCCAAAGACACAGGCAAGCUUCUCAUGUACGGCGAUGAUACGUGGCUCAAGCUGUUUCCCGAGACGUUUGACCGUCACGACGGGACCUCUAGCUUCUUCGUCGCAGACUUCACAGAGGUGGACAACAAUGUCACCAGGCACAUCCAUCAUGAGCUCGAACAGGACGAUUGGAGCUUGAUGGUCCUCCAUUAUCUUGGCCUCGAUCACAUUGGUCAUAAAUCGGGGCCACGAAGCACGCACAUGCCCGCCAAGCAGCGUGAAAUGGAUGGCAUCGUCCACCAACUGUAUGAAGCCCUAGAAACCAAGAGUCACCUGAAGUCAACGCUGCUUGUGCUCUGCGGUGAUCACGGCAUGAACGAUGCAGGAAACCACGGGGCGUCGUCCCCCGGAGAAACGUCACCCGCCUUGGUCUUCCUGGCGCCCAAGCUCAAGGAGAUAUCGUCUGGAUACGCAGCCCCUGAGCGGCCCAAGAACGAGUACGACUACUAUUCCAUGGUUGAGCAGUCCGAUAUCUCGCCGACUCUCGCAGCGCUCUUGGGAUUUCCCAUCUCAAAGAACAACCUGGGAGCUUUCAUCCCGGAAUUCCUGCCCUUCUGGCCUAGCUCGAGCGACAAGGUGCAGAUUCUCAUUCGCAACGCUAGACAGAUCCUCAACGUCGUCACGGCAGCCUUUGGAGGGGAGCUGUUUGACGCUCAGGCUACUGUCGACCCGUGCGCUUCCAGGGCCACGGAUGUUGAAGAACUGGCCUGUGAAUGGCGAAGGAUCAGUCUAGAGGCGGCUUCACAGGCGAAUGCCGCAGCGGUUGAUCAGGCGUGGCUGUCAGCUACGUCUGCUUGGAUUCGCAAGGCCCAAGAACUGAUGAGCAGCAUGGCAUCCAACUAUGACAUGUCGAGACUUGCCCUCGGCCAGGGCUUGGCUGUUGCUGCCCUCGUUGCGAGCCUUGUCGUUUUGGGCUUGCAAGGUUUCCGGCAGACAGGGUUUCCGAUGCCGCUUUUUCUGCUUGCGGCGUCCUAUGGGCCCAUGAUGUUUGCCAGCAGCUAUGUGGAAGAGGAGCAACAUUUCUGGUACUGGACAUGCACUCUAUGGCUGGCAUAUCUCAGCAUUCGAGAGGUUGCAAAAACCUCGCGCCUCUCCUCCAUCGCAAGCCAUGUAUUGUCCUUGGCUGCUCUCAGGCUCACCCGAAGCUGGAACCAAACCGGCCAGAAGUUUGCUGGCGAGCCGGACACUGUCAAAACAUUCCUCAACCCCAACCCCGAGCUUCUAUGGGUGCUCGUCACCUUGGCGUAUGUUGUGGUGACUUUCCAGACACUGCAGAGCCUGUCUGGCAUGCCGUAUAUCCUGGCCACCUCCUUGGCGCCGGCCCUCUUCUUGGCGACCUUUACCUUUAAGCUGGCGUUUACUGCCGAGGAUGCUCCCGAGCUGGUUGUGGGAUUUGCUCGUGACCUACUCGAUACUUUCCAGGGCCCGACCCUCAUACUGCGAGCAAGGAUAGUCUUUGGGCUGCUCGCAGCGCUGCUAGGAUUCGCCAUAUAUCGAGCAAAGGCUUGGGGGCCCCGAGCUGCUCAGUCUAACAAAACAACAGUCGAGCUCUCCCACCAUUUGUGCACUCUCCUCGCCAUGACUCAAUCGCGUGCCACCAACAUCCCCCUCUUCCUCCUCUCCAGCCUCAUUCUGCAGGCCCUUGAAUCUGCCGACCUCUCCAUUGCCGAAAUCACCACGUCCUGCAUCAUCCUCCAGUACACGACCUUUUUCGCGUUUGGCGGCUCCAACGCAAUCUCCUCCGUCGACCUCUCGAGCGCCUACAACGGCAUCAGCGGCUUCAACGUCGUCGCCGUCGGCGCCCUGACCCUCGUCAGCAACUGGGCCGGCCCCAUUUUCUGGACGUCGGCGACGAACCUGCUCCUCCUGCAAAACCGCCGACAGCGAUGGACGACCGGGGCGUUUCGCAGCCACGUCGUCCUGCUGACCGUCUUUGCGUCGACGAGCGUGGCGUUUGUGAUGGCGGCGUGCACGGCGCUGAGGACGCACUUGUUCAUCUGGACCGUCUUUUCGCCCAAGUAUCUGUAUGCCAUGGCGUGGAGUCUUGGACAGCAUCUGCUAAUCAAUGUUGCCUUUGGGGGCUUUUUGUAUUGGGUGGGCACUUGA
Messenger RNA from Trichoderma reesei QM6a, 2556 nucleotides. RefSeq lists its product as uncharacterized. NCBI's taxonomy places the organism in Eukaryota, Fungi, Ascomycota, Sordariomycetes, Hypocreales, Hypocreaceae. Gene Ontology annotation, cellular component: endoplasmic reticulum membrane. Gene Ontology annotation, biological process: GPI anchor biosynthetic process. The record is from RefSeq and is a predicted model, not a curated record. The coding region runs from base 1 to 2556 and encodes 851 amino acids. The transcript has 5 exons.